Molecule: messenger RNA, 1774 nt
Organism: Nicrophorus vespilloides
Lineage: Eukaryota; Metazoa; Arthropoda; Insecta; Coleoptera; Silphidae
Product: organic cation transporter 1-like
Exons: 8
Coding region: 88-1701 (537 amino acids)
Biological process (GO): transmembrane transport
Cellular component (GO): membrane
Molecular function (GO): transmembrane transporter activity
Source: RefSeq, a predicted model, not a curated record
AUAAGAUACUGUUUUCUAAUAACAAACACUUAUAAGGCAGAUGCUUAAUCCGCAAGACUUGAAAAAUAUUAGUUAGUGAGAUCAAAAAUGGACAAAGAUGCAAAGGGAAUCGAUUCAAUUAUUGCGUCGGUGGGAAAUGAAGGAAAAUUUCAGUAUCGGUUCUAUAUACUCUUCAAUAUUUUGUUACCUAUCGUAGCAGCUAUGGCUGAUCAGAAUUUUAUUAACGCCCUGGCUAUACCUAAUCAUUGGUGUUUUGUACCUGGAAGGGAAUUUACCAAUUACACUUUGAAGGAAUGGAAGCAAUUACAUUUACCAGAAGAAUAUAAUAGUGUAGGAGUUCUCGGAUUCAGCAAAUGCAAAAUGUUCAAUGGAAGUUCAGAAGUUAUAAAAUGUCAACACGGAUGGGAAUUCGAUAAGACUUGGUACGAGUUGACAAUUCCAAUGCAAGAGUCUUGGGUGUGCGAUUAUGGUUUGUAUGUGACGAACACCUUCAUCUUCUCCAAAUUAGGAGAGGUUAUCGGCACCUUCAUCUUUGGUCAACUAGCUGAUACGAUUGGAAGAAAACCUGUAUUUUUCAUGUCCGUGGUAACAUUGGUGGUUGGACGAAUGCUUUUAAUCGUCACAUCAUUCUCGACUCUGUUAUUCUUCCUAACCAUGUGCUUCGGGAGUUUUUCUACGAAUUCCGUGCUGCAAUCUCCUAUGGUCACUGGUUUGGAAAUUUCGAAAACUGAGAGAAGAGCUCGUAUAGCUAUGAUUCACAAUAUUGGAGGAACCAUCGGGUUUUGCUUUUUACCUUUAGUCAUGUGGUGGUUGAACGAUUGGAGAUUCUUCAUGUCCUUGACAACUCUUCCUUGCAUAUUAUUCAUGUUCACCGUGAAAUUAUUUAUAGAGUCUCCGCGUUGGUUGGCAAGUAAAGGGAAAACGGAAAAAUGCGUGAAGGAAUUAGGAAAAAUUGCCAAAGCAAAUGGUAAAGCAUUACCUGAAAAUGUGGCUUACGACAUAUCAAAUCUACCGAAACAAGAGGAGAAAGUUUAUGGAGUAUUGAGUUUAUUUUCAAGUUGGAGAUUGGCUAAAAAUACUCUGCUUUUGGCAUCUGGCAGGUCCACGAUCACGCUAAUAUUCUAUACUUUAACAUUCAACGUUACCAAUUUAGAAGGUAACCCUUUCUUGAACUUCUUCUGGCUAGGAGUGGCUGAAUUACCAGCCUGGUUUAUUGGUAAAUACGCAAGUGAUAAAUUCGGAAGACGAUGGACAAACAUGGCUUCAUUCUCGGCAAUAUUUCUUGGCUGCCUUUUAAUCCUCAUCAUAAUCCACGAUGAAACAAAACAAUAUGCUGUAUCAUCAAUCUGCGUUUUCUUGAAGUUCGGCAUCGCGUUCGCCGCUUACGUGGUGAAUCUUCAAUCCAUGGAGAUUUACCCAACCUGCGUUCGUCAAAUCGGGAUUUCCUUUAACGGAAUCGUAGCUAACGCGGUUGGAAUUUUAGCUCCAUACAUCGUUUUCUUGGGAAUUGAAAUCGACGCUUCAUAUCCGUACGCGUUAUCAGCGGUAUUGGGAUUCUUCGGGAUCCUCUACGGUUUGUUCCUACCGGAAACUUUAAACCGUAAACUUCCUGAGACUUUAGGGGAAGCUGCAGCGUUCGGAGGGAAUCAAAACUUUUUCGGCGAAGAGAAAAUUAGGGAAACUAUCGAUCAAUGCGAUUAAAAAACAAUUAACGAUAAGAUAAUAGAGGACAUUCACGACGAAACCAACGUCCUUUCUCGUCAGUGUUCAGGUG